Coniophora puteana RWD-64-598 SS2 is the source of this 1331-nucleotide messenger RNA. Its product is annotated as GroES-like protein. Gene Ontology annotation, molecular function: oxidoreductase activity. The coding region runs from base 1 to 1011 and encodes 336 amino acids. Lineage: Eukaryota; Fungi; Basidiomycota; Agaricomycetes; Boletales; Coniophoraceae. The transcript has a single exon. The record is from RefSeq and is a predicted model, not a curated record.
AUGUCACCCCCUAUCCCUUCCAACAUGCGUGCCAUCGUCGUUGAGAAGUACGGCUCGCCCGACGACGCGUUCGUCAUCAAGUCCGUCCCUACCCCCGUCGUCGAGCCUGGCCGCGUCCUCAUUCGCGUGCGCGCCUUCGGUGUCAACCACGCCGAGAUGCACAUGCGAAGGGGCGAGUGGGCCGAGGACAUGCCCAUCAUCGGCAUCGAGUGCGUCGGUACGGUUGUCGCAUCUCCCGACGGCAAGUUCGCCACAGGAACGCCUGUCGCUACUUUCAUGGGCGGGCUCGGUCGCACGAUCAACGGCUCGUAUGCGCAGUACACGUCAGCGCGGGUGAACAACGUCGUCGCGCUCGAUCCAGACGCGGUCGACCGGCUCGGCUGGGCAAAUGUCGCUGCUAUUCCGGAGACGUACGCGACUGCGUGGUCGUGCGUGGCGCAGAAUCUGGAGGUCAGCAAGGGCGAUAGGCUGCUCAUACGCGGUGCGACGAGUGCGCUUGGGAAGGCGGCAUUGAAGCUCGCCAUCCAAGCUGGUGCAGAGGUCACGGCGACGACAAGGAAGGAGGAGCGGUUCGGGGAGCUGGAGAAUAUAGGGGCAAAGGAGGUGUUGCAGGAGAGUCCGGGUCUGGCGGAGAAGGUGGCGGGGAGGAAGUGGGACAAGGUGUUAGAGCUGGUUGGGAGCAGCACGGUCGUAAGCUCGUUGAAGCUUGUCAAGAAGGGUGGCAGAUUGUGCCUCGCGGGCUGGCUUGGUGGACUGGAGCCAAUCAAGGAGUUUAACCCUCUCCUGCAAAUGCCGAGCAGUGUCCACUUUAGCCUUUUCGGAAGUUUCGUACUCGGCGAGGAGGACUUCCCAGUCAGCGAUAUUCCCCUGGGUGACAUCCUGAGGAUGAUUUCUGAUGGCAAGUUCGAAGCCAAGCCCGCGAGGGUGUUCAAGUUUGAGGAGAUCGCGGAGGCGCACAAGGUUAUGGAGGCGAAUGAAGCCAACGGAAAGAUGGUAGUUCUGGUAGAAUAAACACUACAGUCCCAGAUUGAGUUACGACUGUUUGUUAUCGAACUUGUAUUACGAACUAUCGCAACACCUGACCAUGAUAGCUAUACGAGAGCGACAGAAAAGCCAUUGGGAUUUGAAGGUAUGCAGAUCAAGCAGAAGUUGACAUGCGACGCUAGCGCUAUUCUCUUCGGGAUUUCCUCAGCUAGUAGUUACUCGUGGCAGGGAACAUUAGGGCUGAAGCUGAAGCCUCUGUGUCUCCAAAUGGUCAUUAGUGACAAGAAAUGCGCAAGAGCCUAGCUUGAGCCUAGCGCGUGAACACAGGAGCUACAGAAAGUGGGUCG